AUGUCUACAAAGAUCAGAGUCCCAAAUGCGAAGCUGGGUGUACCAGACCUUCUUCUCGAGGUGGAUGGACUGGGUGACAACACCGCCUUGUGGAUAUUAGAGGUCAGCUUUUCGCAGACAGACAAGGACCUCAUGAAGAGAGUCCAAAGGUUUGCUAAGAAAUUCGCGGCCAUACAGGAGGCCAAAGGAUACAUCGGAGUUGGCAAUCGUGAUGAAGGGGCAAGAUGUGUUGAUGAAGAGGGAGUGGAAGGUUAUGUCGGACAAUCCAGCCUUUGGGCCUGGCUCCAUCACCCAAAUGGAGAGUUCUCUCUCAACAAAAUGAACAGCAGUUCCUAUUAUGUGUGCACGGAAAUUUGUCCGACCAGGGACUCCACUGAGAUCGCCCAUCUCGAUUCAGUGUUCCACCAAGCCAUGAAAUUCAUAUGUGACAAAACCACCGGUUACAUGCAGGAGCAUUAUGGUGUCGAGUUACCCUUGAUCUGCCGUGGUAUGCACUACAAGUACAUUUCAACUAUUUCUCAUCAAAACAGUCUACAAUCACAUCUUCAUCGCCAACACUGGGUGCUGGUCUUUGCCUCAUCACUAGAGUACAUGGCAGCGUCAUAG
Suillus paluster is the source of this 606-nucleotide messenger RNA. RefSeq lists its product as uncharacterized. The transcript has 7 exons. The coding region runs from base 1 to 606 and encodes 201 amino acids. The record is from RefSeq and is a predicted model, not a curated record. NCBI's taxonomy places the organism in Eukaryota, Fungi, Basidiomycota, Agaricomycetes, Boletales, Suillaceae.